GUGUGUCUUGUGUUAGUUAUGACCAAGAAAAGACGAGGGAGAGAGAAGCGGGGCGCAGAGGGGAAGGGAGAUGGGGGAGAGCCCGAGCUCGUUCGAGACUCUAAGGAAGUGGGUCGUCGAGCACAAGCUUCGGACCGUGGGGUGCCUCUGGCUCAGCGGCAUUGGGAGCUCGAUCGCGUACAACUGGUCGCAGUCUAAUAUGAAGCCCAGCGUCAAGAUCAUCCACGCCAGGUUGCACGCUCAGGCUCUAACAUUGGCGGCUUUAGCUGGAGCUGCUGUGGUUGAGUAUUAUGAUCAGUAUCAAUCCAAAUCAGGAGGACCAAAAGCGAAUUAAAAUGCUGGUGAAUUCCUUCCCCCAUCACAGAAGGAUCAAUAAUGUUGGGCUAGCUGGGUUCACCAUAGCUUUGCUCCGAAACAGAGUAUAUAUUACUAAGAAAGUAAGAUAUGUUCCUGCA
Messenger RNA from Musa acuminata AAA Group (dessert banana), 455 nucleotides. RefSeq lists its product as uncharacterized. The record is from RefSeq and is a predicted model, not a curated record. Lineage: Eukaryota; Viridiplantae; Streptophyta; Magnoliopsida; Zingiberales; Musaceae. Gene Ontology annotation, cellular component: mitochondrial inner membrane. Gene Ontology annotation, biological process: mitochondrial respiratory chain complex IV assembly. The transcript has 3 exons. Bases 71 to 334 code for a protein of 87 amino acids.